UUUGAUCGUUGAAAACAAGAAAGCAAGAGUGUGGAAGGUUUUGUGAGCUAUGGAGAUGGUCAAGAGUGCGAUGGUGGUGGUGGUGCUAGUUUUGGUGGCGAUGGUGCCGAGUCUGGAGGCGAUUGAAUCGCCGCAGUACACGGUGGUGCACUGGGAAUCGGAGUUUGAGAUAAGAGAAUACAGAGCCGGCGCGUGGAUGUCUGCUCCUGUUAAAGACAUCUCCUUUGAUAAGGCCACCAGAAAUGGCUUCCACAGGCUGUUCCAGUACAUCCAAGGUGCCAAUUUGAAUUCCUCUCGAAUUGCAAUGACGGCUCCUGUGCUGACAAGCAUAGUCCCUGGAGCCGGCCCGCUGCACUCAUCCGCAUACUUUGUGAGUUUCUAUUUGCCAGUGAAGUUUCAAGCUUCCCCACCCACACCACUCCCGGAACUCAACUUGAAACCAUAUACAUGGGACAGUCAUUACGUUGCAGUCAGGAAAUUCUCGGGAUUUGCAAGAGAUAGUAACAUUGUGCAAGAAGCACAGAAACUCGCCACCAGCCUUAGCAGGUCUCCAUGGGCAAACUCUACAUCAGAAGAAAGUAGCUAUGCUUACUCGAUUGCACAGUAUAACUCCCCAUUCCAGUGGGUUGGGCGUGUGAAUGAAGUUUGGGUCGAUGUCAAUGCCUCUGGAUUAGAGGGAGAUAAAGGCAGUGAAAUAGCUACCUACUGAGAUUGUACAAAUAGUGGGUGUCACCAUGUAAAUACCAGCAAUCAUCCACAAGUGAUGAACUAUCCAAAAAUUACUGCAUCUCAAUUUCAAUAUCUGUAUCUGUAUCUGUAUCGUUAUCCGAACGUAGACAUUUUACUAAUAUAUCUGUGCAGUGUUUGUCCAUACAA
Molecule: messenger RNA, 876 nt
Organism: Rosa rugosa (rugosa rose)
Lineage: Eukaryota; Viridiplantae; Streptophyta; Magnoliopsida; Rosales; Rosaceae
Exons: 2
Coding region: 50-709 (219 amino acids)
Source: RefSeq, a predicted model, not a curated record